CAGGGUACCAAAGAGAAAAAAUGUGAAGAACAACUGUCAACAAGCUUGCCCAAGCAAUGCAAGAAGAAAGCCAAGGCAGGAUCAGUUGUUGAAGGUGAUAAAAAGGACAAAGAUAGUAAGAACAAACAACCCAAAAUGGAUAUAUAUAUUGAAACAGUUCUUAGCGACUCUGGUAACAAUGUUGAAGAAUCAGCAAUUCAGGAUGAGGGAACACACAGUGGUAGUGUCAUCUUACAAGCCAUCGUUGAUUGCGCUGUGUCGGAGACACUUGGUAUGCAAACCUUUGAAAGCACCAUAAUUGACGGGGAAGCAUACGAGUUGCCAAAUGCAACUGAGGAAUCACAAACAGAUAGUAAUCUUUUGGCAAAUCAAGGCAUCGCAAAAGACAACACAAAGAAUACAAAAGGUAAAAGGAAAGAAAAAGUCACAAAUGAGGAUGAAGAGAUGUUGAUACCUAUUGAUACAGGAAUGGUUGUUGAAGUUUUUGAAAAUGAAGAAGGUGUGGAAAGUACAUCAAUACCUGUGAAUACUCCCGAAAAAGCACCUGGUUAUGGAUAUAUGUCAUAUGCUCAUAAUUUUGGAGUUGAUGCUGAAAUGGACAAUAAGGAAAGUGAAGCAAUCGCUAAUUUAACGGGAGAUGAACAAGAUAAGGAUAAGUCAAACAAAAUUGAAACAGCAUCACAACCACAGUAUACUGUGCAGUCAGGUUACAGUCCAAAAUCCCACCCUCAUACUCCAAAGACUCCAGCAACAAAAAAUUCUCUUGCUGAUGUUUCAGAAUCAGUGAUAAAGAAAUCUAAAAAGCCAUCUGUAGGAGAAAAUGAAAUAAUGUCAUUGCCUGUAACAUCUAUCCAAUCAAAACCUAGUGCCACAAAAACCAAGACAAAAUCAAAGAAUGUCGUUUCUACAAAAGCACAAAAAAAGACUAGUGCUACAUUAAAAGCAAACUCAAAAAUUGAAAGGUCAUCACCUAAAAAAACUGAAAAGUCGUCACCUAAAAAGAAUCAAUCAAGUACUGUUAAUGCGGAACCUGUCACCAGCACUAAAGAAGGCACAAAUAAAGAACCAAAAAAAGUAGCAAGAAAAAAAACAUCUAAGACGCGCAAAACUAAAAUUGAUAGAAUUAACAAAGUAAUGGCUGCAUUAAACAAUUCGUCAGUGAAUAGUGCAGAUAACACAACAGAACAUCUUGAAAACAACCUUUCUCCUACCAAAGAUAAAACCAAGAAAAAGAAAAAAUCUCGAUCAAAAGAUAAGGAAAGAAAAGAUAAGGACAAGAAGAAGAAACGAAAACAUAAAAAUUCCAAAGAUAAACAUGAGUUAAAUGGCAGCAAAAAAAAAAAAAAGAAAGCAAAGAGAAACAAAGGUGGAAGUCCUGUGAAGACUGACCCCGUAUUAGAAUCUCUUGAAAGCCCACAUCAUCAUCAUCACCAUAAACCAAAGAAAAAGGCUCGGAAAGAUAAAGGAAAGCAUCGCAAAAAGUCCACAGAACUAUCUCCUAUAGAUAGCAGUGUAUGGGAUAAAUUAAAAAUUAAGAAGUUAUCAGAAAAAAAACCAGAAUCAUUCAUACAAGCUAAAAAACAUGAUUCAAAAACAAAGCAUUCUACUACUGCAAAGAAGAGACCUUUAGAAAAAUUAUAUGAUGUUGAUGUUGCCUCUCAUACACCUAAACUAAAAACAGUUGGUCGAAAACCUCUAAAGAAUAAGCAAAAUUCAAGAAAGGAUAGUACAGCUUGUAUGACAAAAAGUAAUGAAUGUUUGACACAUGUUAAGGACACAUCUGCCAAUGAAAACAGGCAAACAAAAGAGAGUAAUUUGAAAUGUAAAAUUGUUAAAGAACAAAGUGUUAAUAUUUCCACACCUUUGCAUAUAGAUAUUCCAGAAGAUAGGCCUGUUCAAUACACGAAAAGUGUUGGAAGAGGUCGUGGCAGAGGAAGAAGGAAAUAUGGAUCAUCCAGGAUAUUGGCAGUCAAGAAACCCUGUAAACAAACACCAGAUACAGGGAAGAAUGUGAAGGUACUUGAAGAGAGAGAGAUCACAACCAAACACCCUGCACAGAAAGAACUUCAAGAAGAUACAGACCUAACCAUCAAACAUUCUGCACAGAUUGUACUUGAAGAAGGGAAGGAUGUGACAGUAAAACCCUCUGCACAAUUAACAGAUAUAAUUGAAAAAGAUAAUGCAGAACAACUUCAAAAUUUUGGUUCUGAAGAAUUAACUCAGAAGAAAAACCCUUCUGAUGAUACUGAAAAAGAUAAAAGCAAAGAGCAGACACCAUCGCCUCAGAGUGCUACCACAUGUAUGAGUGAAGAGGCAUUGUUUAGCGACAGUGGUAUUGGGACUGACAAUAAUAGUAAUGCUGAUCAUCAAGCCACUGACAAAUCUAGAAAAAAUAAUGAUGUUGAAAUUGCCCCAGGUGUGAUGUCCUCACAUCCACUAGCAACAUCUGCUCAUGGACUUUAUGGUUAUGGAAAGAAAGAGAAAAUUAAAAAACAAAUGAAUUGGCCAGUGACCUUGGGUCGAAGAAAACGAAAGAAACAUCGGUUAAUACGGCCACCAACAAGAAUUACGCCAGAGUUUAUAUUUGAAUUAGAUGCAUUGAUUUUGCAAUUGAGGGCUCUUAGACUCGAGGAUCCUGAACAGAUGGAUGAAAGUUCCUUGUCAAUGGCAGGGAAAAAAAAUCACCUGUCAUCAUUAGUAAAAUUAACAACUGGAUUCAGUACUAUGCUUCGACCAUCUUAUCUGGGAACUGUGAUGAAUAUACAUUCAGAUAAAUUGAGACAUAAGAAAAAGAAGAAGGAUAAGCAUAGAAAAAGGGAAUCAAGGGAGAUCACUGGGGAUGGAGUAAAGCAGGUCUCUCCUGUAUCACAUAAAUCUGGAGAACCAAGUGAAUAUGGAGAAAUAUGUCCAUUAAAAACCACAGAAGAAUCUAAAAAAAGUGAUGUUGAACCACUGAAAGAAAGUAUGUCUGAGGAUUCAUAUGAUAAGCAAGGUACAGAAGAGUCUACUGAUGAGGUGAGGGUUACAGAAACUAAAGAAUCUGUGGAGCCUUUAGCAGAAGAUAAGAGUUUAGAAUCUUCAGGUUUUGAAGAAUCCAUAAUCGAGGUUGAGCAAUCAAACAGUGAGAAACCAUUAAUACCUGUAGAAUCCAAACCAAGUACACAACCUCAAAAAGUUUUGUGUAAGUUGCCAAUUGUUCAAAAAUCAAGUAGAAGAAGAAGAAGAAAAAGAGGAAAAGGGAGAGGAUUUACACGAAGGAAGAUGAGAGGAACUUACCAGAGCAAGAAGCUUCAAAUGUUGAUGAAGGAAAAUAAUGUAUAUACCGUUUUAAAUGAUAAUGCAAUAAAUCAAGGAAACCAAGAAACAGAAAAAGUCUCAGUUGAUAAUGAAUUUGAUGAUGGAGAUUUUCAAGAUGCAGUUGAAGAGUGUCAUAAUGACAAUCCUACAAACGAAAUGAUUAGCAAUGUUGUGUCAUCAACAGGUGCUAAAGAAAAUAAUGAUGAAAGUUCAGUUGAUAUUGACCCUCGGGAGAAUUUAAACAAACAAUCGUUAGAGAAAUCCUUAUAUAAACAAAGUAAGCAUGUUGAUAAAACUGAAACCUUGGAUAUAUUCAAGACAAAUAUACAGGACAAACUCAAGAGAAAACCUGGAAGACCACGGCAAAAGAGGAGGAAACCAGGACGACCACGAAAAACUCUGGCCCCUGAAAUUGUUAAUCACACAGCAAAUAAGUGCAGUGAAGACUUUGUGACUGAGAAUAACAACAUUAACCAUGAGGUGAAUGUAGCAGACAGGAAUGUUUUUAUUGAGGAUGAACCUAAUAAAGAGUUAAAUCAACUUGAGGUUGAUGUUCCUAGGGAAACCAUAAUAAACAAAGAAACGGAAAGUGCUGUUAUUGUUGAGCAAGAGACAUUGUUUUUAAGAAGGUCCCCCAAUAUAAAUAUAUCUGAUGUUAGUGAACGUGUCGAGAGAGAAAAACCUUACGAAUCGGCAAACCCCGAUUUUGACAGUGUGAAGAGAAAAAUAGAUGCAGCAAUCAAAGCUUGUGUUGAUAAGAUAAAAAAUACCAAACGCUUUGAGAGUACAGUUUUCAAUGUAUCACAGGACACACAUCACAUUGAGGAACAAGUAGCGCCUAAAAGGAGAGGUGGGUUCCUCAGCCCAAUGCUUAAACCAAAAAUUCAAGAAGAAUUCAAACAGAAAAAAAAUACAAAUAUACCAAGAUUGAAAGCUGAACUUCUUUCACAACAUCUGAAUAAAAAACAUUUAUCAAAAUUAAAAAGAAGGAAGUCGCGGAAGCUAGUCACAUGUGCAAUAGAACGACAUUAUAAUAAACAGGGUAAUCAGUUAACAACUGUUUCUGAUGAAAGUAGGAUAGAAGAUCAAGAAUCUGAGAGUGCACCACUGCCAUUAGUUCUGACAUCAAUAAUGGAUGACAAUGGCAGUGAUGAAAUGGACCUUGUGGAAUCACUCUCCGAUGAAAGACAUUCCAUGACAUCAGCAGCUUUGAAGUCUGUUCAGAAAAAAGUUUUAAAAGGUGGGAAAGGUGAUAAACGAAAGGCAAUAUCAGAUAAUGUGGAUUCUAUGUUGCCUCUUAAAAAGAGAAAGUUGACACUAACUGUUAAAGAAGAUGGAACUGGUGCUUCAAGCGAAACCAAUUUGAAAAUUGUAAGUGUAGCUGUUGAUGAUGCAGAACUGAAAGAGACGAGCAUUCUGCCUGGAAUACAGAAUCUUAAAGGGUUUGAGAAAGGAAGUAAGGGAAGAAAAAGAAGAGCAGAGCAAAGACGACGUGAUGAUAAACCACCAAAGAAAAAGUACUGGAAAGCCGGAAUGUAUUCAAGUUCAUUCAAGGAAGAUGUAAUUCCAAAAAAAAGUGUGAAAUCUAAUGAAAAGAAGUUACUGGAUGAAACAAUUGAGAGACCAGCCUGUGGCUACCUUCCAAAGCCUAUUCAUGUAGGACGUUAUUUGCGAGAAGAAACACGGGAUUUUACAUUACCAUACGACCUCUGGUGGUUGUCCAUUCAUAAGAAGUUGCUGUCAAGACAAGAUACUCUUUCAUUUAAGAAAAUUAGGACAAACUUGCAUGUUGAUGUUAAGCCAACUUCUGGCUUAGAGCAUGUUCGCUGCAGUUGUAAGGUACCUCCCCCAAAUGAACCUGGAUGCGGGGAAGAUUGCAUCAAUAGGAUGACUUUCACGGAAUGUAACAUGAAUACCUGCCCUUGCGGUGAGCAGUGCAGCAACCAACAACUCCAGAGACACCAGUGGUGCCCAGACCUUGAGCGCUUCAUGACAGUUGAUAGAGGCUGGGGAAUCAUGAGUAAAACGAAGAUAAAACAGCAUAAGUUUAUCUUGGAGUAUGUUGGCGAGGUCAUUUCAGUUAAAGAGUUCCUAAAACGUGCAACAACAGAUUACCAACAUCGCAAACACCACUAUUGUCUGAACCUAGAUAGCAUGCAUGUGAUUGAUGGACAUCGGGCUGGCAACGAGGGACGCUUUGUCAACCACAGUUGUGAACCUAACUGCGAAAUGCAAAAAUGGUGUGUUCAAGGUGUGUACCGAAUUGGCUUGUUUGCUCUUCAAGAUAUUGCGGCCAAUGAGGAACUGACUUACGAUUAUAACUUUCACGCAUUUAGUUUAGAAGGCCAGCAAGUUUGUAAGUGCAAAAGCCCAUCUUGCCGUGGCUACAUUGGAGGGAGAGGACAAAAACCGAGUAACAACGGUAGCCUAAAGAAAAUUAUAAGCAAUAAAAGAGUUGGACGCCCUCCAAAAGAUAAGCGCAAAUCCAAAAACACACUGAAAAAACUACAUGACCAUUCAAUAGAGAGUACAUCGCUGGCAUGUCAGAGGCUUCAACUCCCCAAACCAAUGUCCAUGAGGGAAAUGAAGAUUAUUGUAGAGAGGCAGAUCUUGUUAAUAAGGAACAUAGAGAAAGUGAAACGAGUGAGGGAGCGUCUCCGCAAAGCUCACAUGGGCAACAAUGAGCCCUCUACACCAAAAGAAGAUGACAAAGAUGUAUUCAUGGCCCAAUUUCGAGCGUUGAACUCGUCCCGAUCAGUGAAGACGCGCCAUUUAGCAGCUGCAGAAGAGAACACGGAGGUUACCAUAGCAGCACGGUUAGCCCAAGUUUUCAAAGAUAUCUACACGGCGGUGUGUAUGUACAGGGAUGCUAGUGGGCAGUGCCUUGCCAUUCCAUUUAUGAACCUACCCUCCAAGAAAAGGAAUCGGGAUUACUACAACAGAAUAUCUGACCCGAUAGACUUAAGUACAAUUGAACGUAAAAUAGUGACUGGACAUUACAAGACAGUGGACAACUUUGACGAGGACUUCAAAAAACUCUUCAAAAAUGCAGAG
Anneissia japonica is the source of this 6351-nucleotide messenger RNA. Its product is annotated as histone-lysine N-methyltransferase ASH1L-like. Gene Ontology annotation, molecular function: chromatin binding; protein binding; histone methyltransferase activity. The record is from RefSeq and is a predicted model, not a curated record. Gene Ontology annotation, cellular component: nucleus. Lineage: Eukaryota; Metazoa; Echinodermata; Crinoidea; Comatulida; Comatulidae.